UUCGUUUGUAUACAGCGUCUGCCAGGGGAGCUCCGAGGGGGCAAUGCUGAGAGCGCGCGAGCGGUGGAGACGCGGUGGAAACUGUGUCCGAGUGUGUAAAUCCGUGCCCUCCGUGUUGGGGGGGGCGAGGGGACGAAAGGGUCAGUUGUUCUCGGGCAUUGGGCUUGCCAGCCCCAAUCCCGCCGGGCCCCACAAAGGAGGACCCUCUCCUGGAGGACUGGGCCGGGUGUCCCAGGCCUUUGCCUUUUCUCCCCCGAGCGCCCCGGCGCACAAGGGGUUAGCGCCGUGCGCUCGGAGCUCAGCUCUUCCCGCUGCCUUCCAUCCUCGCCGUGCGGUGCCGGCUGCCCCCUGUUGGCCGCCUCGAGGUAGGGCGCCUGGGAGUCUGUUGCUCGGGGCGGGCGGUCAGCUGCUCGCCUCUCCCUCCCACCUCUGGCUCAGCUCGUCCUUCCCGACCCCCAGGUCCUCCUCUCCCGGGAGGGCCCCUCCGAGGCCCCCGGAGGACAAGCUGCACUGCGCGGCCGCCGCAAUACGGAAGGGGCAGGGGUCCGACCCAGCAAACGGGGCUCCGGCGAGUGGAAGGAAGGGCUCACCUCCUCCCCAGGGCGUAGGAACAGGAGCGUCGCCCUAGGAGGCCUAGGAAGUCGAUUGGAAUAUUAAGGCCAGGAGUUGCUUUGGGGACGGCUGGAAGUGCAAUGUCUUCCAAGUUCUUCCUAAUGGCUUUGGCCAUAUUUUUCUCCUUCGCCCAGGUUGUAAUAGAAGCCAACUCUUGGUGGUCGCUAGGUAUGAAUAACCCUGUUCAGAUGUCAGAAGUAUAUAUCAUAGGAGCGCAGCCUCUCUGCAGCCAGCUGGCAGGACUUUCUCAAGGACAGAAGAAACUGUGCCACUUGUAUCAGGACCACAUGCAGUACAUUGGAGAAGGCGCAAAGACGGGCAUCAAAGAGUGCCAGUAUCAAUUCCGGCAUCGGAGGUGGAACUGCAGCACCGUGGAUAACACCUCCGUUUUUGGCAGGGUCAUGCAGAUAGGCAGCCGCGAGACGGCCUUCACGUACGCGGUGAGCGCCGCGGGGGUGGUGAACGCCAUGAGCCGCGCGUGCCGCGAGGGCGAGCUGUCCACCUGCGGCUGCAGCCGGGCCGCGCGCCCCAAGGACCUGCCGCGGGACUGGCUGUGGGGCGGCUGCGGGGACAACAUCGACUACGGCUACCGCUUCGCCAAGGAGUUCGUGGACGCGCGCGAGCGGGAGCGCAUCCACGCCAAGGGCUCGUACGAGAGCGCGCGCAUCCUCAUGAACCUGCACAACAACGAGGCCGGCCGCAGGACGGUGUACAACCUGGCCGACGUGGCUUGCAAGUGCCACGGGGUGUCGGGCUCGUGUAGCCUCAAGACGUGCUGGCUGCAGCUGGCCGACUUCCGCAAGGUGGGCGACGCCCUGAAGGAGAAGUACGACAGCGCAGCGGCCAUGCGGCUCAACAGCCGGGGCAAGCUGGUGCAGGUCAACAGCCGCUUCAACUCGCCCACCACGCAGGACCUGGUCUACAUCGACCCCAGCCCCGACUACUGCGUGCGCAACGAGAGCACCGGCUCGCUGGGCACGCAGGGCCGCCUGUGCAACAAGACAUCCGAGGGCAUGGACGGCUGCGAGCUCAUGUGCUGCGGCCGUGGCUACGACCAGUUCAAGACCGUGCAGACGGAGCGCUGCCACUGCAAGUUCCACUGGUGCUGCUACGUCAAGUGCAAGAAGUGCACGGAGAUCGUGGACCAGUUCGUGUGCAAAUAGUGGGCGCCCGCCGCCCGCCUGUCACCCAGCCCCGCUCCCAGGACCCACUUAUUUAUAGAAAGUACAGUGAUUCUGUUUUUUUUUUUUUUAUAUUGUUUUAUUUUCCCCUGAGAAUUGCAACCGGAACCAUUUUUUUUCUGUUCCCAUCUAAGAACUCUGUGGUUUAUUAUUAAUAUUAUAAUUAUUAUUUGGCAAUAAUGGGGGUGGGUGGGAACCAAGACAAAUAUUUAUUUUGUGCAUCUUUGAAAAGGUAAGACAAGACUUCUUUGGAUGGUGUAGGAUGAGGGGGGAUUACAUGUACCCUGUGUGCACAUCUAGAAGGGAAAGGAAAUAUGCUUUCUUUUUCUCAACUGCGGGGUCAAAUACAGGACAGGUAGCAUCCAGCUGGAAGGGGGUGGUACAAAUCUAUGCAUGAUUCAGCUUCUGUGACCAAAAUGAAUUGUAAAUGCUCUGGGGAGAGUCGAGAGAUCUUGAGAAACAAACAGAAAAAUGAGACCCCACCCCAUCCUUCCCUAGGGGCUGCCAGCCCGAAACAUUUUCAAAAUGGUGAUUUAAAAAAUAACAGCGAGAAUCUCACAUCCCUCCAAGAUAGGUCAUUUGUGUCAUUUUCAUCAAAUGUUUUACCUGCAGAUGGUCCUGUACUAGUAGCUACUGAAAACUUGGGGAACAGGGAGGAAAGCCCCGGAAGGUAAAAACAACCUUAAAAAUGCCUCUAUCAAGAUACCGAUUUGAUGCUGUUACAGGAAUUAGGUGAUCAGAUUGGAAAAGGAUCCCCAAAUGAUUCCGGGUACUAGACUUUUUUUUGUUUGCAGAGAGGCGGGGAGGUUGGCUUGAACAGAAAAGGAAAAAUAUACUGUAAUUUUCUUAGGGAUGCUUGGUUAAUAAAUGAUAAUGAUGAAAAUAAUAAGCGAAUUCCGUUCACAGAUCCUCAGCCCAGACAACAAAGUAACUGCAUGCAGGUCGGCCGCUGCAUCAGAGCAGAAGCCCUGUGUGAGGGGAGAAAAGUGAAAUCGGCCCUUCCCCUCACCCCCAAGUCCUCUCUGAUUCCUCCUUGCCUUUGCUGCGAUGUGAUGCUGGCCACGUUGCCAAACGGCAGCUCCACUGGGUCCCCUUUGAUUGUGGGACAGGAAAUGAAUCAUUACAAGCUCCACUUGGGAAACAGUUUGCUACUUAGGGAUUUUUUCCCCCUAAAACUUUUAUUUUGAGGAGCAGUAGUUUUAAAUGUUUUAAUGACAUUACACGGCUAACAGAGUUCCCAGAGGUGUUGCAGCGUUUCACUCUCUUGAUCCUGUGUGUAGACUAUCCACUCCAGCUUUUCCUAUUAUACUGCAGGUGUACCCUAAGACUGUUCCUAGUGUACUUGAACAGUUGCAUUUAUAAGGGGGGGAUGUGGUUUAAUGGUGCCUGAUAUCUCAAAAGUCUUUUGUACAUAACAUAUAUAUAUAUACACACAUCUAUAUAUAAAUAUAAAUAUAAUUAUAUCUCAGCGCAGCCAGUGAUCUGUAGUUUACUCUGGGGUUAUUUCUUGGUCUAGAGCAUUGUUGUCCUUCAUUGCAACCCAAUUGGGAUUUUUUCCAAAAGGUUUCCAGGUUGAGCUUGGGCUGUGGCCCCGAUGUGAUCACACCAGGAGCAUCACGAAGCAGACUUGUUUCCGAGGAAUCUGGAAGGUCUUAACUGAUAAUGCAUGUUGGUUUGAAGAUUUCUUUUAUCGUCCCUGCGCCACCCCCUUUUCUCUAACCUCUGUUUCUGUACACUUUCCAGAAAGGGCAUUACUCAUUUGUCACAGACAUAGGAAUGAAGAGAGAUUCAGAUUCUGUUCCCAUCUAAGAACUCAGAAACCUUGUCAACAUUUCCAUUUCCGGUUCAUUUUGUAGAGUGGAAACCAGUGCCUCUUAGAUCUGCUAGUACCAGUAUUGAGUCCGUGAGGAAAAUGGAGCUCACAACAUACAUAGUUUAAAAAAAAGUGGUGUUUUUUUUUUUUUUUUUUUAAGCAAAGGACACCUCUUUCCUAAAAGUGCCAUCAAAUGUGUUCUUAUCUCAGACUUACGCUGUUUUAAAAGUUUGGAAAGAUACACAUCUCCUGCAACCCUCCUAGGCUCGGUGGCCUUCAUGAUCACCUCUGCCACCUGUGGCUCUUUAAUUUAUUGCACGAAGAUAUUCACGUCCUCUCGGUUGCAGUGCAUUGCAAGCAGAAGAUCUUGAAAUUAAAAAGCACUAAUUAGUUUAAAACGUCACUUUUUUGGUUUUUAUUAUACAAAAACCAUGAAGUAAUUUUUUUUAUUUGCUAAACCAGAUUUUGUUCCUUUUUAGUGAUUCAUGUUUAUGAAGAGAGUUGAGUUUAACAAUCCUAGUUUUUAAAAGAAACUAUUUAAUGUAAGAUAUUCUACUUGUCAUUCAGAUAUUAUGUAUAUCUUCUAUGGCCUUAUUCUGUACUUUUAAUGUACAUAUUUCUUGUCUUGCGUGAUUUGUAUAUUUCACUGGUUUAAAAAACAAACAUCGAAAGGCUUAUGCCAAAUGGAAGAUAGAAUAUAAAAUAAAACGUUACUUGUAUAUUG
Nyctereutes procyonoides (raccoon dog) is the source of this 4330-nucleotide messenger RNA. RefSeq names its product Wnt family member 5A (gene WNT5A). NCBI's taxonomy places the organism in Eukaryota, Metazoa, Chordata, Mammalia, Carnivora, Canidae. The transcript has 5 exons. Gene Ontology annotation, molecular function: cytokine activity; frizzled binding. Gene Ontology annotation, biological process: multicellular organism development; neuron differentiation; cell fate commitment. Gene Ontology annotation, cellular component: extracellular region. The record is from RefSeq and is a predicted model, not a curated record. Bases 693 to 1775 code for a protein of 360 amino acids.